AUAGUACUGCGCACGCAGUGUAGACUGGGGUCUAGUUGCUGACUUCAUCAAAUAAAAAAAGCGUUCGCGGGCUGCGCAUGGCGUUGGAGCCUGGCGCAUUUCGUCAUCGCGAAGGGGCGGGGCUUUGCUCGGGGUCACAACGAGGUCGAUCAGACAUGCGCAGAUUGCAUUUCGUUGCGUGUCUUGUUUUCGUUAGAGAAAACGUAAACAUUGACCCAAAGUCAGAUAACAAAAUGUCUCAAUUCUUGUAUUUUAUUUCUUUUGCACCCAAUUUUCGUAUAAUAUCAAUGAAUACCAUGUUAUAUAAUGGUAGUUUGAAAAAAAAAAAUCGAUAUGGUAAAUGAACCAAUGCUUGUUCAUGGUGGCAAAACUGAUCUUGCUGUAAAAUCAUGAUGAAUCAGCAAAAAAUAGUCCACGACAGUGUUUUGUAGCCGUAAUGUGGGUACCUCUCACUUUGAUUGGAGGAAACUGGGUCUAGAUCUCAGUUUAUACGGAACGGAAAACAUGUUUCAGUUCUUCCUUGCUGAUUUUGCUGAACCGAAUUCAUUAUGAAACGCAAUUUUUUUCUUGUGAUCUAAGAUAACUGGUUUUUCAUGAUACAUCGUCCAUUGUACUCACACAUUGUUGCUUCCCACAGAAACACGUAACACUCAGCAAAACUAAAUCGAGAUCUUGUCGCGUGUCAGUGUGUGAAGUGAUAACGGAUUCUACCCAGAAAAAUCACCUUUUAUGUAGUAGAUCUAAUCUAGACUAGAUCUACACCAUUAAUACUGUCGGUGUCCACAUUCUGUUCCGUGGACGCUAUUUUGUUGUUAUUGUCUCAAAACAUCACUUAUUGUGACACCGUUUUACCGUUUUACACUCAUAGUAGUUUAUUAAUAGCGUGUUCAGUUAUAUAGAUCUAUAAGAAAUACGCUCACAGGCAUGGAUGACCAGGAGAUAUUUUUAUCCCAAGUCAAGUCAGAGGAGCUGACGGCCGCCGCUGCAGCUGCUAGGGCACCAAGCACUAGCCCUCCUCUGACUCCGAAUCAUUCUUCCAUCAGCGAUGACGACCUCGUGUCUCUAUCAGUAAAAGAACUGAAUCGUCUCCUCAAAGGGCUUUCAAGAGAUGAAGUGACAAAGUUGAAACAGCGACGGCGAACCCUUAAAAACAGAGGCUACGCCGCGAACUGCCGAGAGAAGAGAAUCUCCCAAAAAGAGGAGCUUGAAACAGAGAAAGACAAACUGCGUGCUGAGGUUGAUCGGUUACAAAGAGAGAAUAAUGUCGUUAAAAUGGAGUUGAAUGCUUUAAGGAACAAGUGUGAUGCACUGGAACAGUUUGCUCACCGAAAUGACAUUCGUGUACUAACACAGCCUCACGUUGUGUCACCAAUGCAUGGGUCCAUUGUUGUCAAGUCGGAAGCAAUGUUGCCCAGUUCGACUUUGUCGUAGCAGCAGCGAUCAUCUGAGAUGAAAAAACCCACGCGAUUUCUUCCUAUUCAAAGAACUGACACAUUACACAUAAGGCAAAAAAUCAGACAUUGUCAGUCAACAUUACAUAAUAUAUUACAUAAUUGCAAUCAUGAGGCCUUGAACUAUCACUUAAACCAAGUGCAACAACACUUAUUUUGAUACAGGGACUUCCAAUCUUUAUUCUGUUUGCUGCAUCGCCAUAUUCAUAUAUCACUUGUAUCUCCUCGCCACUAUGAUCUGCCAUGCUUAGUGGAACAAGAGGCGGAGGCGUUUCACUUCAUGGAUGACAACGAGUCUUCUUUUCCACCUAACAUUGCAAUAUUACAAAGUACACAGUGUGAGCCAAAAUCACUAUGUCCUUACCACAGUUAUUUGUUUGUCUGGUAAUUGUGUGGAGUCUCUAUGUAUGUUGUUUUAGUUAUUUCUGAAAGAAAAGAAAGUUCUGGGGGAAUUGUCUAGCAUUUGAAAUUUGAGUUGAAAAUUUUAUGAAGAUGUGUCUUGUAGUGUAUGCUUGAUAAUUGUUUAUAGAUCAGUUUCAGUUUAAAAUUCAUGAUUUUAGGGAGUCAGGGUUUUUAGAAAACUACUUUUAAGUCUUGGUUACUCUAACUUGGUUGCUUAAAAUUUGAAUCGACAGUUUGCAGUUUGUAAAUAGGAUAUUUUGCAAUUUUUGUACCUUCUUGUUUUCAAAUGGUUCGGAAGGCUACCAUCCUCCUUUUGUGCCAGAUUAUUUUGUCAUUAAUGUCAUUAUAUUCUUAUUAUGCUUUGAUUCAGAUUAAGGUAGGUCAGAUUCAAAAUGUCCAUGGUGUGUUUGUUUUUAGGGAAGAUUUUCUUUCAGUGAUGAUGUGAUGUGAAGAAAGGACAGUGUUUCAAUUUUUUUGGUUAUUGAUCUGUAAUAGUAAUUCAGUGCUAUAUUUUCUUUUGUUAUGAACAUCUGAAAACUUUUAUAGAGAGACCUUAAAGUUCAACCAAUAUCUGUCGUUAAAGUUUGUAUGCAAAAUCAAGUUCAGACAAAAAAAGGAAGCACUUCUCAAAAAUUUUGUGUGGGACCCAAUAUUGACUCGAAUGAAAUCAGUGAAGUAUGUUCAUGUUUUACAUAAUGUAGAAGUAGAUCAGGUAGUAUGCAUAUUAAGGCUCCUGAGAUGCUUUGCUGCUUCGGAAAAGGGAAGGGAUAAGGGCCUGUUGUGUUGAUUUAAAAUGUGUAUGUAUUGUCAUUACGAUUUCCAUCAUAGACCAUUUGCCCUGAUGACGACAGGUUUGUUUUGUUCUAGAACCAGCUGUAUUGGAUAUGGAUUCAGUGCAAAUGUAGAUGAGGUGCAGGAUUGAUAUGCUCCCUAUUUUUUAAUUUUUUUUUAAGGAAACGUUUUUCCUCUUGUUUCAAAGGAAGUGAUCCCAGUCUUUUCUUGCGUUUUCCUUCUUUUGAAGAAAAGUGGUCAUUGAAGAAAAAUUCCAUAUAUGAAAAUGAUGGGAAUAAAGACUGAAUAGCAGCUGUAAGGUAUUAUUUCAAUAUAUGGCCAAGCUUAAUGCAUUCCAAAAGAGAUCGAAUAGUAUGACUUUUAUUUCUGAUUGACUGAUGCUUUUGGUAUAAUCGGUCUUGAGUUUUUUUGUUAUUAUUGUUGUUAUUUAAUUUAAAGAGGAUUUUGUCCUGAAAUCACUUUGUCUUACAAGACAUGGAUAAUGUUGACCUUGCCACUGAAAAGACAUAAAGUGAAAGUUUUUAUCUUAUAUGUAGUUUCUCUCCUAUGUUUUAAUUGGCAAAGUCCUUUCUGGUUCUGUGUCUGUUUGUCAAAAUAAGGAUAUUUUCUAUUUAGUCGUGGGUGUAUACUUUUCUUUCGUGGUGGGUUUUUGGUUUCUUUUUUUAUAAUCCUGUCCUUAAUUAUUUUCAUAACAUAGUUUUGUGGUAAACAUAAAGUUCAGUUUAGUACCUGUUUGUAUUUUAAGUUGUUAUUGUUGCUCUACCCCACCAAGGGAAAUGAUGGUGCUGAAAAAAAAUCAUUUGUGCUAUUUCUACCUUUUUUCUCCGUCUUCUCCUUUUUGUCAUUCAGUGGCAAGGUACUGGAAUGUGCAAUAUAUGAUUGGAACUGAUUGUUGCUUAAGUGGUAUAUUGUCAUAUGUAUAUUUUCAUAUUAUGUCAUGCAUUACUCUUUGUAUCAUUCACAUAAGUGUUAUAUAUAUAUAUCCUAAGUUUUGUGUCCGUCUAUCUGGGAAAUAUCAAAUUUUGUGUUGUUCAUCUGUGUCUUAUUGUGUAAUACGUUUGUUGUUUUUUUAAAAUAUGUAUUAUAAUGCCGUGUACAGUUAUGACGAAAACAAUAUAUGUUGAUCAUGUUGUAGUGUAUAAAUGAAUGUUAUGUUUUUACCUGACAUGGGUUACUGUUUGGGAGAUGGUUGUUGCUUUGAAUGGAAGCUUUGUAAUUGUUAACGCUGUUUGCAUUGUUUAGAAAGGUUAGGUUGUACGGAUUUAUUCUUUUUCCAUUUUCAAAAAUCUUUUCCUUUUUUUUUUAAACGAGGGAAAUGGGUUGUAGGGUGCUGGAAUACAUCGUCUUUUGAGUUUAAAGAAUCUCAGAAGUAAACUUACGUAAAUUAAACUUAAAACAUUAUGUACGUGUUUAUCUUGAAAAAAAUAGCUGUCCCAUUAGUGGCUUUAAAGAAGGGUUUGUUACAUUUUAUUAUAGUACAGACACUCUCCUUGUGACAAGUGGUAUAUACUACUUUCUUCCUGCUGUUCCAGAGGUUUUAGAUGUUCCCAACUUUUUGCUUGGACUUAUUAUAAUGUAACUUGGACAGUCCUAUUUUAUGUGCUUGGUGCCACCAUACAAUCUUGGUUAAUUGCAUGAGUAGACUGUUUGACAAUACCGGUAUACUGUUGUUUCUCUAAUAAGGGUCGAUACACAAAAUGGAAAGAUAUUUCUUCAGAAGUAUACAAGUGUUUUUAUCGUGUCAUUGUUUAACUGAAUUUCAUUUGUGCCUUAAAGUGAUGAUCUUUUUGCAGGGGAGGGGGUCCAUGUAAAGUAAUCAGAAGCCAGUUUUAUUAAGGAAAAUAAGAUGAGGGAGAAAACAAAAUUUUUUGCUUUUUUUUAGCUGAUUCAAUACUUUUAAAUUGAAGUUAAACUUACAUCUAAUGCCCAACUGAAAAUGUGUUUCUAUCUUACACAGUAUUGAUAAGAAGGUACAUAUUUUUAUCUCCUUGUGUCUGUUGCUAUAGAUGUAAUGCUAUUAUUUUGGUGGCACAUAUGAUUAAAUCCCAAUCUUCUCCUGAAACUGCUGUAAUCUAUGUUCUCGUUAUUGCUGUUGAUGUAAGUGUAACUGAAGGAGCGCAAGUUCUUUUUGGGCAUGGAAAUCUAGUCAAAUCUUUCAGUACAGAUUUGUUACUUCAACAUUGUUUUCUUUUGAAAUGCAAGGAAGUUCAGCUUAAAUUAAUUGUAUAAUUAAUUUGACUCGAAAAAUAAAAUUUUAUGUUUAUUUUUUUUAUAAGAGAGCUUACCAGAAAGACAACAUUAUUUCUUGACGCAGAAACAGGGGGAAUGAAAUGUCUCCAGAUUUAGAGACUUGAGGGUAUAAAGAAACCAUCUGCGAGUGCAGUAUCUUAUUUUGUAAAUACCGCAAGUGACAUUUGUGCAUAUUUGUCAUCUUGAGCUUUGGAGGGGAGGGCACAGCUCUUCAGAUAUCUUUUUAAAACAUCUGUGUAAUCAUCGAGUCUUGGGUGUGUUACAAGUCCACAUGUUGUUUUUCACAAUGGGUUCUUGACCAGUAUGACCAAGGGGUUUCCUGGACUGAUGGCUGACUGAUGUUGAUUUGUUUUGUAUGGAGCAUUGAUUUUUGUCUUUUUAUACAGUCUGGAAAUGGAGUUUUUGCAAGCAAAAAGCACAAGUAUUUACUGUGCUUUUUAAAGUAGUAACUUACAAUUAUAUUCUGAAUUGCGGUUGGCUGUAAGCACGACAGUAAAGAAUUUGUCUUUUGACACAUGUUGUGUGAUCAGUCAAGCUGAUGUUAAAAGUAGCUGGACGUUUACCCCAGAGGCUGUUUUAGAUCUCUAAAUGAUCUUGUUUCCGGGAUAUUUAUUAAUGGUACAUUCUGGUUUUUUUGCGGGUUUUUAAAAUUAUAUUUGUCAGUGAAUCCUUAAAGGAUAAAAUGGAUAGAAAAUGUCUUUUCGAAUUUUUUAAAUUUCAAGUCCACCUUGACUGUUCAACAUUAUCUAGCUGGCUGUCAAUCAAACAUAUUGCUUUGUCUGUGGAAUAGGUCACACAAGUGUAAUAUUUUAUUGCAUCAAUAACAAAAGAAUAACUAAAGGUUGUGACCUUUGCUUACAUAAUAAUCAUUGAUGACUGAACCAAUCCAGCUUAUCAAACUAUGAUUUCAUUUGACUGAUUUUCAGCUAUCAAUUGAGUAAAAGUUUGGCACCGCAGAACUAUUUUCCAAUUAGGAAUUAGUUUUACUUCUAUCUAAGUAAGGCCUGGUGAGGAGCUGCCUUUCAAUUUGUUACUCCAAUCAAACGAUCAACUUUAAAGAUUAGUUCGUAGAACAUUUCAGUUUCUUAAUUGAAGAAGAAUUUUUGUCGUGUUCAUUAUAUCUAUUGAAACCGAAGGCUUGUCUCUGAAAUGUUGACACGGUGUUAUUUUCUGAAAUGUUAAAACGAUUUUAUUUUGUAGUGUUUAAAGUUUCAAGGAGAUUUUGGGCUUUACUUUUUUUAAGUUACUUAAAGUUUGCUAGUACUUUUGUUGGUCUUGGUUUACACAUCAAGGAUUUUUCUGAUGGCUGUGUUCAUAAGAAAUGUUUUCAAACUUUACAAUAUAAAUUCUCUAUAUUAUAUAGAUUUAUCUUUCUCAUGGAGUCUACUGCAGUCCCUGACUGUGGCUUCAGGUUGUCAGUCAGGUGGUGUUGGAAGAAGGGAACUGUUGAAGAAAA
Aplysia californica (California sea hare) is the source of this 6351-nucleotide messenger RNA. RefSeq names its product transcription factor MafF. The coding region runs from base 925 to 1431 and encodes 168 amino acids. The transcript has 2 exons. Gene Ontology annotation, molecular function: RNA polymerase II cis-regulatory region sequence-specific DNA binding; DNA-binding transcription factor activity, RNA polymerase II-specific. Lineage: Eukaryota; Metazoa; Mollusca; Gastropoda; Aplysiida; Aplysiidae. Gene Ontology annotation, cellular component: nucleus. The record is from RefSeq and is a predicted model, not a curated record. Gene Ontology annotation, biological process: regulation of transcription by RNA polymerase II.